Messenger RNA from Plutella xylostella (diamondback moth), 1908 nucleotides. The record is from RefSeq and is a predicted model, not a curated record. Lineage: Eukaryota; Metazoa; Arthropoda; Insecta; Lepidoptera; Plutellidae.
AAACAGCGAUUUCCUUUCCAUGAGCCCUUUACAAUUAAUGGACAAAAACUCUCGAAAUAAUAAAUGUUAUAGUGUUUGAAUUACUUAUAACUUUUACACGUAAACAUAAAAUGUUAUUGUUUUUUAUGAUUGUAGAACGAAUAAAAUAAAAUAGUGCGGAUGAUUUUUUAUUUUAUUUUACUACACAAUUGGUUGUUUCCUAUUCUUGCGAAUUUCUUAUUUAUUAUAUUUAAUUACAUACGGCCAUUGGUACUGAUUGUUGCGGAUGCGUCUGAAUAUGAAUAAAAUAAUAAAUUACAGUGAGGUGACGUGAGUUACUGUAGUUAUUUAUACGAAACAUACGUAUUGAAGAAAUAAUGGCGGCCUUGAAGGUAAACGAAUUCAUCAUAAUAUUAUUAUAUGUACACGUAAAUUAUUCAUAAAAUACACCUUGUCAGCUGCUACUUACAUAACAUAACACGGUUACUUUUUAAAUGAGUUUGGUUUGUAGAAAGCUUUAAAGUGUCCUUUAAAACAUGAUUUAAGUUCAAUCAAAAUUUAACGUGAAAUAUACCUUUAAAAUCAUAUCUAAACACGUUUGUAUCAUGCACCAUAACAUAACUAUUCAGAUGAGUUAAUAGACUUUCAUUCAUUAUGUAUUAGGUAUCAUUAUACAUAAAAUCACAAUUAGUUAAUGUUUACACACAAAGACACAACACACUCACGGAGUCAGUCAACCAAAAGUUGUCAGUAUCUCCUUUGCGCCCCUGUGGCCCUAGUGCAAGAUACCUGGCUGUAACUGGUGUGCUCCCCGCAGACUGGCACUACAUCUCGUCGCCGCGCGGGGGGCAUGGCAAGGGGGGGCACCACGGCAAGGAGGGACACCACGGAGGGAAAGGAGUCCACAAGGAGCCGACGCGCGUCCUCCACGGGGGCUUUAGCUACGAGGCGUCUUCCCCGCACCCCGAGCGCGCCCCCCGCGGCCGCCCCGCCGGGCCCGCGCCCCGCCAGGCUGCCCCGCCAGGCGCCCACCACGGCCGAUGGCAUCCCGGUGUUCGACCGGAACAAGGUCAGCCUGGACUUCCCGGGGAACCUGUUUGGGCCAUCCGUGUCGCUUCUCAUCAAGACAACUAAGAUCGUCGGCGAUGUCAUACAGAACUCAGCGGUGCGCUACCAGACCUUCCUGCGGCUGUUCCGGCCGCUGUUCCGCGGACAGUUCGAGAUCAAAGGCCUGGACCCGCCCACCACCACCACCACCACCCCCGCGCCCCCGCCCCCGCCCGCCGCCACCGACAACGAGGUGCGGCGGCGGCGCGGCGCCUAGCGGGGCCUAGUGGGGCCUAGUGGGGCCUAGCGGGGCCUGGGCUGUCGGAAUUAUUAGAAAAUCCAAAUCCUAUUUUUAUUUCUUAAUGUCGUGUGAAAUUUGGUUGGGUUGAGCUUGGAAUUGUAGGGAGAAAUGUAAUUAUAAAUUGGGCUUUCAUUGGUGACUGAGGUAUAUUGGUAAAUAGGUAGUAAAUAAAAAGUAAUUCAUUGACCAACAGUUUGCAUAAUAAUAUUACUCGAAUUUUUUGCUCAAUCAAAAAUAAAAGAAUACUCAUCUUCUAAAAUAAUAUAAACAUAACUAUUUCUAUGAUACUCGAUGACUGAUUUCAUUUAUUACUCGACUCAUUAUCUUAACCAAAUAAAGUAACCUGUUUAUAGUCAGUUUCAUAAUUCUUUAUGAAAAAUUUAAAGCGUUGUCUUAACGAAAAUAAUUGUAGUAGGUAGUGUGCCUAACUGCCUAUUUAUAAUUCUAUGGUCACCAAUUAUUCAUUUUAUACAGAUUAUUAAUCCUAAUAUGAAAGCCAUUAACUAGGCCAAGUACUGAAUAGAAUUAAGCGCACCCUGUUUAUAAUAUAGGUAAAAAAAUAAACAAAAUAUUCAAAAUGA